Messenger RNA from Camelus dromedarius (Arabian camel), 1756 nucleotides. It is a transcript of the gene ELL3, whose product is annotated as elongation factor for RNA polymerase II 3. The record is from RefSeq and is a predicted model, not a curated record. Lineage: Eukaryota; Metazoa; Chordata; Mammalia; Artiodactyla; Camelidae. The transcript is spliced from 11 exons. Gene Ontology annotation, biological process: snRNA transcription by RNA polymerase II; transcription elongation by RNA polymerase II; positive regulation of transcription elongation by RNA polymerase II. Gene Ontology annotation, molecular function: cis-regulatory region sequence-specific DNA binding. The coding region runs from base 86 to 1255 and encodes 389 amino acids. Gene Ontology annotation, cellular component: transcription elongation factor complex.
GUGACAGCCUAGUCCUGCACAACGGAGGGGGUGGUGGUGGCCCUCGUCUGUGGCUCCCGUUUUACUUGCUCUGGACCUCGCAGCCAUGGAGGGACCCCAGGAGCUUCUGAGUGGGAAGCUCCGGCUCUGCUUCACCCCCGCUGCCCGGACAAGCCUGCUGCUUCUCAGACUCAACGACGGGGCGCUGCGGGCGCUGCAGGAGUGUCAGCGGCAACAGGUUCGCCCAGUGAUUGCUUUCCAAGGCAACCGAGGGUAUCUGAGGCUCCCAGGCCCUGGCUGGUCCUGCCUCUUCUCCUUCAUAGUGUCUCAGUGUGGGCAGGAAGGCCCUGGUGGUGGCUUGGACCUUGUGUGCCAGCGCUUAGGCAGAUCUGGGCCUAACCGCCUCCACUGCCUGGGCCCACUCAGGGAACGCCUCACCAUUUGGGCAGCCCUGGAUUCUAUCCCAGCCCCAUCUUCAGUUCAGGGACCCAACUUAACUGAAGAUGCCAGAGAUCAUAACUGGCAGAACAUGGGAGACGACUCUGAAGGAGACGCAGUUUCACAGCCACACAUGGCACUAGGAGAGGUGCCAGAUCCACUGGCAAGCAGCCAAGGACAGUCACUCCCAGGCUCCUCGAGGGAACACAUGGCACAGUGGGAAGGAAGGAACCAGACCCAUCUUCCAAACAGAGAGCCUAAUCUGGCACUGCCUUCCUCUGCUAGCCGGAAACAUCUGGAUAAGAAACGUCCAGCACCUGUAGCCACUGUGGAACUAAAAGAAAAGAGGCUCAGAACUCUGUCUCCAACACCAAGUCAAAACCUUCAGGAGGGAGAAGAUUGGGAGCAAGAAGAUAAAGAUGAAGACAUGGGCCCCAGGCUGGCACAUAGUCCCUCAGUUCAAGCAGACUCUGAAUCCCCAAGCCCUGAAGAAGUACCAGAUUACCUCCUGCAAUACAGAGCCAUCCACAGUGCAGAGCAGCAACAUGCUUAUGAGCAGGACUUUGAGACAGAUUAUGCUGAAUACCGCAUCCUGCAUGCUCGUAUUGGGGCUGCCAGCCAAAGGUUCAUAGAGCUGGGAGCAGAGAUCAAGAGAGUUCAGCGAGGAACUCCUGAACACAAGGUGCUGGAAGAAAAGAUAGUCCAGGAAUAUAAAAAGUUCAGGAAGCGGUGCCCAGGUUACAGGGAAGAAAAGCGUCGCUGUGAGUACCUGCAUCAGAAAUUGUCCCACAUUAAAGGUCUCAUCCUGGAGUUUGAGGAAAAGAACAGAGGCAGCUGAAGCUGUCAAAGGGCUCUUUACCCCUCUGGCUCAGUGUGAUAUGAAGGAACAAAGCAGCUACUAAGAAAUAGAGUGCAACUGUCUGCUCAUCUCAUUGCUGAGUCCAUGGUGGCAAGUAGGAGAGCUGCUCUAGGUUCUUAAAGUUUGCUUUUCAUUAUUGCCAUAUUUAAAAUGUAAGGGUGUGGGUACAGUGCCCAGGCUCCACAGCUGUGCCCAGGAGACUAGGAAAAAGUAGUAGAGGCCUGGCUUUUUCACCUUUAGUUCAGCCAAGUAAUUUUUCAAAUCCUGAGAAAUGACAUCAUUUCCAGGACAAUAUACCAUCAGGAUAUUAGGAUUUAGCCUGGUAGCCUUCCUAAGACAAUGAGAACUUUUAGUAACAGAGCUAAAGGAACUUGUGAUACAACUGGAUAUAAUGGGAAAGGGCUUGGGUGUCACCCAUGUACUGAAAAUGAAUUCUUUUACAAACAUAGCUAAAAAAUUAAAACUAAUUGUUUGUGUGUC